Messenger RNA from Lonchura striata (white-rumped munia), 3021 nucleotides. RefSeq names its product catenin alpha like 1 (gene CTNNAL1). Gene Ontology annotation, molecular function: cadherin binding; actin filament binding. Lineage: Eukaryota; Metazoa; Chordata; Aves; Passeriformes; Estrildidae. The record is from RefSeq and is a predicted model, not a curated record. Gene Ontology annotation, biological process: Rho protein signal transduction; cell adhesion.
GCGGGCGCGGGCUGCCCGUGCGGGAGCGCGGCGGCGGCGGCGCGGCUGGAGGGGGUCCCGGCCCCGCUCACCCGCUAUGGCCACGUCCCCGUGCAGCAGCAGCGGCGUCUCGUCGUCGUCCUCGUCGGGGCUGGGCGCGGACGCGGGGCUGGAGAUCCGCACGCGCUCCGUGGAGCAGACGCUGGUGCCGCUGGUGUCGCAGAUAACUACUCUUAUUAAUCAUAAGGAUAAACCAAAGCGUUCAGACAAGACUCUGCAAGCAAUCCAGCGAGUGGGCCAGGCUGUUAACCUGGCAGUUGGGAGAUUUGUUACUGUGGGUGAAGCCAUAGCCAAUGAAAACCAUGAAUUAAAGGAGGAAAUGAGUGUUGCUUGCAUCGAGGCAAGGAGAGCAGGUGAAACAAUUGCACAGCUUACAGAUGUGGCAAGCUUGGAUCAUCCAGAAUCUGAUAGCCACAUAACAAUCUUUACAGACAAAACGGGUGUGGUAAAAGCUGCAAGGUUAUUGCUUUCUUCUGUCACAAAGGUGCUGGUGCUAGCAGACAGAAUUGUUAUUAAGCAAAUUAUAACUUCCAGGAACAAGGUUCUUGCAACAAUGGAGCAACUAGAAAAAGUCAGUAGUUUUCAGGAGUUUGUACAGAUAUUCAGCCAGUUUGGAAAUGAAAUGGUGGAGUUUGCCCAUUUAACUGGAGAUCGGCAGAAUGAUUUGAAGGAUGAGAAGAAAAAGGCUAGAAUGGCAGCAUCUAGGGCUGUUCUUGAGAAGUGCACUAUGAUGCUUCUGACCGCUUCAAAGACUUGUCUGAGGCAUCCAGACUGUGAAUCUGCUCGUAUUAACAAAGAUGGAGUUUUUCAUCGGAUGAGACUAGCUUUGGAACAGGUGAUAGAAAUUGUAACUGACUCUAGACCAAAUGGAGAAAAUGAAAUGGCCCCCAUCAGCAUAUAUUCGGGCAUCAAAGAAUUCAAGAAUAAGGUUGAAGGUCUCCGUGAGAAUCUUUAUUUUCUCUCAAAAGAGAACCUUUCAACAAUGCUGGAAGUUAUCCUGGAACAUACAGAAGACUUCACAGACUCUGCCUAUACCAGUCAUGAACACAGAGAGCACAUUUUGGAGCUGUCUAAACAAGCUAAAAUGGAACUAGAGCAGCUGGUUUCAGUGUGGAUGCAAGCUCAAAACCAAAAGACAAAGGAUCUCAUGGAAGACUUGGAAGUAGCCAUUUUAAAAAUGUGCCAGUGCAUGAAUGAACUUAAAAGAGAGGUCCACAGUGCAGCAACAUCUCUGGCAGCAGAUCUUCUAAAAUACCAUACAGAUCAUACAGUUCUCAAAGCAUUAAAAAUCACAGGAGUAGAAGGAAAUCUUGAAGCUGUAGCAGAAUAUACUUGCAAGCUAUCAGAGCAGAAAGAACAGCUUGUUGAGAUGUGUCGCUUACUAAGGCAUGUUUCUGGAACUGAGCCCCUUGAGAUAACUUGCAUACAUGCAGAGGAUACCUUUCAGGUCACUGGCCCACAGAUAAUUUCUGCUGCAGAAACCCUGGCAUUACAUCCAUCUAGCAAGAUUGCAAAAGAAAAUCUUGAGGUGUUCUGCGAGGCCUGGGAGUCACAGCUUAGUGACAUGUCUCUGUUGUUAAGAGAAAUCAACGAUGUGUUUGAAGGAAGAAGAGGAGAGAAGCGUGUCUACCUAUCACUGCCCAGACCAGGGAAGCAUAAUGCAAAUCUGAAAGCAUUAAAGCCAGUCAAACUAGAUACUGAGGAACAGGCAAAAAUUGCAAAACUUGGAUUAGAAUUGCAUCUGCUAACAUCUGAUGUGGAUUGUGAGACAGAGAAAUGGGAGGAUCAGGAGAAUGAGAUUGUGCAACAUGGGCAAGGCAUGUCAAGUAUGGCCUACUCCAUGUAUUUAUUUACCAGAGGAGAAGGACUUCUGAAAACUACUCAAGAUUUAUUUCAUCAGGCAGAGAUUUUUGCCACAGAGGGCACAAAGCUCGCUUCAGCUCUUCAUGCUCUUUCUGAUCAGGUACGUGAUGAUGACAAGCCUUUGCUUCUGUUGGAGGCUGAAAAACUCAUCUCUCUGUGCAAGCAGCUCCAGGCAACAGCUAAAGCUUCUGCUCAGGGUAAAAGUGCUACAUUUACAAAGGUUGAUGCAUGCAUUCUGAAAACAAGGAAUGUGAUGACUCUGUUGUGUCAACUUCUUCCACUUUGCUGCAAAUUACUGAGAAAGAAUAAAGCGGGAAAUGGUUGUCUUAAGCCUGCUCCACCAUGGAAAGAAGACAGAAUACGAACUGGUACAAAUGCACGUAUUCCAGAAAGAAGAGUGGAGACCUUUGGCAUCAAGUCUUUGGAAAAUCACGUAACAAACAUGACAUUUUUAGAGAGCAAGUAAUCAUAGCACUGAGAAAUGCAGGAAUUCCCUUUUGAAAAUAACACUUGCUGAAGUUUCAAUACUGCUUUCAUUUGUGGAAAGUCAAGCCAGGUUUAUUUGAUAUAAAACUGUUGAUCUUUGUCACAUCUAAUAGAUGUCCCAUUACUUAGCCAUUAAAAUACAACCUAGUCUAAAUGUUCUGUAUUUUUAUAAUGUGAAUGCUUCUCUUAUGCUCACUAUUGAUACCAGUUUUGUAAUUCAUGCUUCUGAAUGUCUUAGUGGAUGUGUCAACCCAAAGAUGCUGCUAAUAGACAUUUUACAUGAAGACCCCUGUGUUGUAUGUUACACUACUGUUGAAGUCUGUAAACUCAUCUCUGGCCUAUUUCAGUCUAUGUGUUUGAUAAAGCAGAAUCAGGAAUAUAGUCUGAAAGGCUGUGGCCUGAAGCACUGAAAUGUUACCUUAGUUACAAGUUAUACCUGCAAUGAAGUAGUCCUAGGGAAAAAAAAGCCCUCUUUCAAUAGAUGCACCCCUGAAUUUUAAUCUUGACAGGAUUUAUCUCCAUAAAAAGUAUAUUUCUUAGUGAUUAAUAGUCUUGACUCAAACCCCUUUUCUUUUACCCUAUUUGUAGAUGGCAGUUGUUGCUUUCUUUUUUAUUAAAACUUACUGAGCAGAA